Messenger RNA from Diceros bicornis minor, 3508 nucleotides. It is a transcript of the gene AFG2A, whose product is annotated as AFG2 AAA ATPase homolog A. NCBI's taxonomy places the organism in Eukaryota, Metazoa, Chordata, Mammalia, Perissodactyla, Rhinocerotidae. Gene Ontology annotation, molecular function: ATP binding; ATP hydrolysis activity. Gene Ontology annotation, cellular component: cytoplasm. The record is from RefSeq and is a predicted model, not a curated record. The coding region runs from base 57 to 2762 and encodes 901 amino acids. The transcript has 17 exons.
AAAGCGCGCACGUUGAGCCGGCUUUGCUGCUGCUUCUCUCAGGCAACCCUCUGACCAUGUCUUCAAAGAAGAAUAGAAAGCGGCUGAACCGAAGCGGAGAGAAUGGUUCGCUCUCGCCCUCCGCUGCUCCCGCGGCUGCGGGGGCCUCGGCUCCUUCUGCUGGGCCAGGCAUCACGGCGGUGGCCGGGACUCUGGUGGUGACCAACUUCUUAGAAAAGGAUGAUAAAGUUCCUAAAACAUUUCAGAAUUCUCUUGUUCAACUUGGACUCAACACUAUGAAGUCUGCAAAUAUAUGUAUAGGUCGACCAGUGUUGCUUACCAGUUUGGAUGGGAAGCAAGAGGUCUAUACAGCCUGGCCUGUGUCAGGAUUUCCUGGAGGCAAGGUUGGCCUGAGUGAAAUGGCGCAGAAGAAUGUAGGUGUGAGGAUUGGUGAUGCCAUCCAGGUCCAGCCUCUUUUAGGUGCUGUGCUACAGGCUGAGGAAAUGGACGUGGCACUCAGUUGUAAAGAAAGGAGUAGAUUACCUGACAAAAAUGUGGAUAUUAAUGAAGAACAGCUGACUGCUUGUCUUCUGAGAAAACUAGAUGGCAAGAUUGUUUUACCAGGCAACUUUUUGUAUUGUACAUUCUAUGGACGACCGUGCAAGUUGCAAGUGUUGCAAGUGAAAGGGGCAGACGGCAUGAUAUUGAGAAAGCCUCAGAGUGACUCUGACACUGAUGCCCAAGGAAUGGCCUGUAAAUUGUCCAGCACAGAAACCAGUACCCUGGAUAUAUCCAUACAGCUAAGCCAAUUAGAUCUGGAAGAGCCCCAGGACCCAACAUCAAGCAGUACUCCUUGCAAACCAGUAGAUGACAGAAUGAUAAAUAAAGCUGGUGACAUUUUGUCAGAUGUUACACAGAGUCCUGGGGACGAUGGUGAACUUGGAUUAGAGGAAGUCACAGGCCUUACAUGUAGUUUUGAGUCUGCCAGAGAAGGAAAUGAACAACUUAUCAGUAAAGAGAGCUUGCUGAAGUCAGCUAGCUUGGGAGCAAAGUGCAACACUGAUACUUUUUACUUUAUUUCUUCAACAACGAGAGUCAAUUUUACGAAGAUUCGUACAAAUUCAAAAGAGCAAGACAACCAAUUCAAAGUAACUUACGACAUGAUAGGAGGCUUAAAUAGUCAGCUGAAGGCAAUUAGAGAAAUAAUUGAAUUGCCCCUCAAACAGCCUAAACUUUUCAAGAGCUAUGGAAUUCCUCCCCCUAGGGGAGUGUUACUCUAUGGUCCUCCAGGUACUGGAAAGACAAUGAUUGCCAGGGCUGUUGCUAAUGAAGUCGGAGCCUAUGUUUCUAUAAUUAAUGGUCCUGAAAUUAUAAGCAAAUUCUACGGGGAGACUGAAGCAAGGUUACGUCAGAUAUUUGCUGAAGCCACUCUGCGGCACCCUUCAAUUAUUUUUAUUGAUGAGCUGGAUGCACUUUGCCCUAAAAGAGAAGGGGCUCAGAAUGAAGUGGAAAAAAGAGUUGUCGCUUCCCUCUUAACACUGAUGGAUGGUAUUGGUUCAGAAGGAAGUGAAGGACAGGUAUUGGUCCUUGGGGCCACAAAUCGCCCUCAUGCUUUGGAUGCCGCACUCCGAAGACCUGGACGAUUUGAUAAAGAGAUUGAAAUUGGAGUUCCUAAUGCUCAGGACCGGCUAGAUAUCCUCCAGAAACUGCUGCAAAGAGUUCCCCAUUUGCUCACUGAAGGUGAACUGCUACAGCUGGCAAAUAGUGCUCAUGGAUAUGUUGGAGCAGACUUGAAAGCUUUGUGUAAUGAAGCAGGUCUCUAUGCCUUGCGGAGAGUCCUGAAGAAACAGCCUAACCUCCCUGACAGCAAGGUGGCUGGAGUGGUGAAGAUUACUCUGAGUGAUUUCUUACACGGCAUGAAUGACAUCAGGCCCAGUGCCAUGAGGGAGGUAGCAAUUGAUGUCCCAAAUGUAUCCUGGUCAGAUAUAGGAGGAGUGGAAAAUAUCAAACUGAAAUUGAAACAGGCUGUGGAAUGGCCCUUGAAACAUCCAGAGUCUUUCACCCGAAUGGGUAUCCAGCCACCUAAAGGAGUUCUUCUGUAUGGGCCACCUGGAUGCUCUAAAACAAUGAUUGCAAAGGCUUUGGCCAAUGAGAGUGGACUGAAUUUCCUAGCUAUAAAGGGGCCUGAAUUAAUGAAUAAAUAUGUUGGUGAAUCUGAAAGAGCAAUUAGAGAGAUCUUCCGAAAAGCAAGAGUGGUGGCUCCUUCCAUCAUUUUCUUUGACGAACUUGAUGCCUUAGCAGUUGAAAGGGGCAGUUCUUCAGGUGCUGGGAAUGUAGCUGAUCGUGUUUUGGCUCAGCUCUUAACAGAAAUGGAUGGCAUUGAACAGUUAAAGGAUGUGACAAUUUUGGCAGCUACUAACCGCCCAGAUAGGAUAGACAAGGCUUUGAUGCGGCCUGGAAGAAUUGAUAGAAUCAUCUAUGUGCCUUUACCAGAUGCAGCAACAAGAAGGGAAAUAUUUAACCUCCAGUUUCACGCUAUGCCAAUCAGUAAUGAGGUUGAUCUCGAUGAACUCAUCCUCCAAACAGAUUCGUAUUCAGGAGCAGAGAUUAUAGCUGUCUGUAGAGAGGCAGCCCUUCUGACUCUGGAAGAAGACAUUCAAGCCAGGUGCAUUAUGAGAAGACAUUUUACUCAGGCCUUGAGCACUGUGACACCCAGAAUUCCUGAAUCAUUGAAACGUUUCUAUGAAGAUUAUCAAGAGAAGAGUGGGCUACAUACACUCUGAGAAAAUAUACGUAUUCGUUAUGCUAAAAAUGCUUUCUAGAGAAAACUUGUUUCUUUUUUAAAUUUUGUCUUGAGAAUGUCAAAAAAAUCCUUAAUAAGCAAAGUGUUUGAAAUAUGUUGACUGGAAUGGAGGGGCUUUAGUUCUUCUAGACAUUUUAAAACAUAUGAAUACGAUGAAAAUCUCUGGGCAUGUGUUUAAAUCAGUUUUAUCUGGAAAUGUGUGCUGAGUUUUAAAAAGCAAACUUUUAGCUUUUUCAUUUUUGACCUGGUUCAUUCAUCCCAUGAAAUGCUUUCCUUACUCCAGAAGCCAUUUCAGGGCAUUCCUAAAUGCCAAACCUGUGGGCAUCAGCUUUAUACAAGAACAUAGAAAAUGCAUGUAGAUGAAUGUAUGGUAAAAAAUAUUUACAAAUCUUUAUUUUUGGAGGCCAGCCAAUGAGAUGGCCAAAUGCACCAGCCAGGCUUAUGUGGCCUUCUUUCCAAAUACGUACUUGUUAUAAUUCACACCUCCAUUUUCACUUUAGCCUUCUUAACCUGUACUUGUGGCAAUUAAAAAAAAGGAAUUGAGUUAUUUCAUAUACUAUAAUGCCCUUAUGAAAGUUUAAAAAAUUGGAAAUAUAAGCCCAGUCCAGGCCUAGAGCAGUAGACUUGGUUUUUUUCAUAGAAUGCCAUAAAUAAAUCAUAUGAAGUGUUUCAUGUUUUAGCUUGUACACAUUUUCAGGUUACCAAUAAACUUUUUCAGUUCAAAGA